AUGGUCUUAGACAAAGCGCCGCUGAGUCUGGACAAUGGCACCAUGACGAAAGGCUUUGUGGAGAUCAAUCCUGCUGCCAACACUGCUGCUGACACAUCGGCCCCCCCAACAGAACCUAAGACAGUGGCACCUGAGCAGCCGGACCCCUCCAGGAUAGAGGUGGUUUCAGUGACGGAGGAAGACCUCCCCACCGUUGAGACCCCCAACACACUGAACGUUAGCCCCCUGGGCAGCUUUGUGGGUGACGUCCAACCAGAGAACAGUUCAGCCAAACCUAAAGAUACCCAACCUCCAGCUGCACCCAGCCCCAUCAUGCCCAUCACCAAGGUGCAGCCAUUUAUGCACGGUGAGAAAGGCUGGAGGAGCAGACUGCUGGCUCACCGGCUGGAGCUGCUGAUCGCUGCCGGCCUCGUCCUGCUGCUCACUCUGGCUCUCGGCAUCGGGCUCGGAGUGGGUCUAAGCUGUGUGGGGAAGUUCCGAUGUGGGUCCUCCUCUCAGUGUAUCAGUGCAUGGGCUCAGUGUGACGGACAGCUGCACUGUGACAAUGGGGAGGACGAGCUCGGCUGUGUGCGUCUGAGUGGGAGCAGCUCUGUCCUGCAGGUGCAGCGGGGGGGUGUCUGGAGGACGGUGUGCUCAGAGGGCUGGAACAACGUGCUGGGGGUGUCGGCCUGCAGGCAGCUGGGAUACUCCAGGUAUGUUGAGUCCUUCUUCGUGUCUCUGACCUCCAUCGAGCAGGAUCUCCAGGACAACCUGGUGUCCAUCAACUUGAGCCAGGCACAGACCUUUAAGCUCCACAGUGCCACAGCCUCCAGUAAGACUCAGUGCAGCUCAGGGAAGGUGACCACCCUGAAGUGUCUGGAGUGCGGCUCCAGGCCCCAGUACAGCACUCGUAUCGUGGGGGGGAACAUCUCCAGGCCGGGGCAGUUCCCCUGGCAGGUCAGCCUGCACUUCGUCAGUGAGCACCUGUGUGGAGGCUCCAUCAUCUCCUCCCGCUGGGUGCUGACUGCAGCACACUGUGUGUACGGGUUUGCAGACCCCUCCAUGUGGGCGGUCCACGUGGGGCUGACGGAGCAGCCGGUGAACGGCGCUCAGUCUCUGGCUGUGGAGCAGAUCAUAUACCACGCUCACUACAGGCCCAAAGGACUGGACUACGACAUUGCACUGAUGAAACUGGCCACCCCCCUUGAUUUUAACGGCUUUGUGGAGCCCAUCUGCCUGCCAAACCAUGGGGAGGAGUUUGAGGAGGGCACCAUGUGCUGGAUCUCUGGAUGGGGAGCCACUGAGGAUGAAGGAGAGACCAGUGUGGUUCUGCGCUCCGCCAUGGUGCCACUGCUCUCCACGAAGACCUGCAACCAGCCAGAGGUUUACCAGGGCUUUAUCUCCUCCUGGAUGCUGUGUGCAGGAUACCUAGAGGGAGGAACCGACUCAUGCCAGGGCGACAGUGGAGGUCCUCUGGCCUGUCAGGACUCUGUAUGGAAGCUGGUUGGUGCGACCAGCUGGGGGAUUGGCUGCGCUAUGAGGAACAAGCCGGGCGUUUACACACGAAUCACACAGUCGCUCAGCUGGAUCCGCCAACAGAUGGAGAGAGAAGAGGCUUCUAACUCUCCAGCUCUGAGCACAGACAACUGAAGCACCAUGUGACAUCUCAGUCUGGAUGAUUCCACAUGACAGGACUACAGAGAUAAACAUCACAGCAGAAUGGCAGAGGGAUUAAUCUGCACACACCCUGAGUGGAGGCAAAGCUGAAGGAGCAGAGAGACGGGUCACAGCAGAGAGUUAGGCAUCGUUUAUUCCAAAAUAGAAAGCUCUAAGGCAAAACAGACAAGAAAAAAGUGAGCAACGCUUCAUAAAAAGCAAGACAAGUGAGGAACCGACAGUUCAGCAAGGGCCCACCCAGAGUCCCCCCACCCUCAGCUGCACCAAAUAACCAUUCCAGGCCUCAACUUUACAGGAGGAAAUGAACCAGAUACUGCAGCUAUUGACAGACAAUUGUUGUACAGUACAAUAUUACAGAUUUUCAAACAAGAGGCACCCUAUUUGUGAAGUAAUAUCAACAUACUGAUAGAGAUGUGGCGUCUCACUACAUGCAAUUGUAGUGGAAGGGGUCACAGCGUCCCUCAGGCGCCAAUCAACUUAACACCUGCCCUGUUUUAA
Eleginops maclovinus (Patagonian blennie) is the source of this 2154-nucleotide messenger RNA. It is a transcript of the gene tmprss3a, whose product is annotated as transmembrane serine protease 3a. Gene Ontology annotation, molecular function: protein binding; serine-type endopeptidase activity. The record is from RefSeq and is a predicted model, not a curated record. Lineage: Eukaryota; Metazoa; Chordata; Actinopteri; Perciformes; Eleginopidae. Gene Ontology annotation, biological process: proteolysis. Bases 1 to 1629 code for a protein of 542 amino acids. The transcript is spliced from 14 exons. Gene Ontology annotation, cellular component: membrane.